Molecule: messenger RNA, 1821 nt
Organism: Salvelinus sp. IW2-2015
Lineage: Eukaryota; Metazoa; Chordata; Actinopteri; Salmoniformes; Salmonidae
Source: RefSeq, a predicted model, not a curated record
UUGUUGGGCUGAUUAAUUCUGAUGGAGAAGAAAUGGACUGGAUCCUUCUCUUCUUGGAUAUAAUCCCAGUCAGAGUUCUGACAUUGAAGAGAGUCCUCUACAUCAGGAGUACCUGAACAUCACAGGAGACCACACCGCUAAGAGCUCUCACUGCUGUUCAGUGUGUGGAAAAGACUGCCAAAAAUUAUCGGCGCUACAAAAACACAUGAGAAUUCACACAGGAGAGAAGCCUUACCCCUGUACUUUGUGUGGAAACCAAUUCCGUGAGAASGGACACCUGAAAGCACAUCUGAAAACACACACUGGAGAGAAACCUUACCACUGCCCGACCUGUGGGAUGAAGUUCGCCCAUUUGGGAGCCAUGRAAAUACACCUGCUGACACACACUGGAGAGAAACCUUACCCCUGCUCUGUGUGUGGGAAGAGUUUUACCCAAUCAUCACGUUUGAAGCAACAUUUCCGGACGCACACAGGAGAGAAACCUUACUCCUGCUCUGUAUGCAGGAAGAAUUUUGCAAGACCAGCAGACCUUAAAGUACACCACAGAGAUCACACAGGUGAGAAACCUUACAGCUGCGCUGAAUGUGGCCAGAGCUUCACCAGUUCCCACAACCUAUGGAAACAUCAGAAGACCCAUCUACCACCUGGACUACCACCACCUGUUGAGUGUGACAACCACAACCAAACACCUGAGAUGAAUACUAAAAACGAAGGACUAGAUGAGGAGGAGGAGGAAUUUGGUGUUCUGAUCAAUUCUGAUGGAGAAGAAGUUGGAUUGGACUUGGAUCCUCCUCGUCUCAAUCCUCUGAGUUCUGAGGAAGAGGAGAGUCCGUCAACAUCAGGAGAAACUGAACAAUACCAGGUGAACCACAAUACAGCUCUGAGGUACAGCUGCUCUGUGUGUGGGAAGCAGUUCAACCACAAAGGACAUCUGCGAAGACACGAGAGUGUACAUUCAGUUGAAAAACCUUAUGGUUGCUCAGACUGCGACAAGAUGUUCGGUUCCACCAUAGCUCUGAAUAGACACAAGAAGUUACACAGAGAAGAGAAACCUCACACUUGCACAGUGUGUGGGAAAGGUUUCGUUCAACUGUCACGUUUGAAGGAACACUACCCGACGCACUCGGGAGAGAAACCACACUGCUGCUCUGAGUGUGGGAAGCGCUUCACUACUGCGUCGUACCUCAAAACGCACAGCAAAGUCCACUUGGGGGAGAGUCCUUAUACCUGUAACAUAUGUAGGAGAGAUUGCCAGAAGUUGUCCGCAUUCAAGUUACACAUGAGGAUCCACACAGGAGAGAAGCCCUUCAGUUGCUCUGUGUGCGAGAAGCAGUUCACUCAGAAAAGACAUCUGCAAGACCACCAGAAAGUACACACGGGAGAGAAACCGUACCCCUGCCCCCACUGUGACAAGCGGUUCAGCUUCUCCUCAGCCUUGAAAAGACACCAGCAGUUACACACAGGAGAAAAACCCCACUGCUGCUUUGUGGUGGAAUUGUUUCCUCUCAAGCAGGGCGCCUGAAAGAACACCUACGGACGCACUCGGGAGAGAGACUUUCUCCUGCUCUGUUGCGAGAAAACUUCAGAAAAGCUUCUGAACUCACGAUACACAACAGAUCUCAUACAGGAGAGAGACCGUACAGCUGUGCUGAAUGUGGUAAGACCUUCACCAGUUCUAUGAAGCUGGGACGACACAAGAAGAUCCAUCAGACGCAAACACUGAAGAGAAUCUGAUAAGAGAUGUGAAGAGGAUUCCAUGAGAAUGAUGAUGAUGAAGAAGUGGAGGCUGCCUCCGCAGUUAGUGGAUGCUAGUAGGGUGAA